This is a messenger RNA of Syzygium oleosum, 564 nucleotides long. RefSeq names its product acyl-CoA-binding protein. Gene Ontology annotation, biological process: fatty acid metabolic process. The transcript has 4 exons. Lineage: Eukaryota; Viridiplantae; Streptophyta; Magnoliopsida; Myrtales; Myrtaceae. The record is from RefSeq and is a predicted model, not a curated record. Gene Ontology annotation, molecular function: fatty-acyl-CoA binding. Bases 156 to 428 code for a protein of 90 amino acids.
GAAGACGCGAUGCCACAGUAGAAUCGCCCGUCUUUUCUCCUAUUUAAUGGCCAUCCAUCCGCUUCGUUCCUCUCUUGCACGUAUCCGACACUCUCUCACGUUGCGUUACGCUUCACAUCAACGAAUUCCCCGAGAAAACGAAGCGGAUCGAGCAAAUGGGUUUGAAGGAGGAUUUCGAGGAACAUGCUGAGAAAGCUAAGACCUUGCCGGAGAGUACAACCAAUGAGAACAAGCUCAUCCUCUAUGGGCUCUUCAAGCAAGCCACAGUUGGACCAGUGAACACCAGUCGCCCUGGAAUGUUCAACAUGAGGGAUCGGGCGAAGUGGGAUGCAUGGAAGGCUGUUGAAGGGAAAUCAAAGGAUGAAGCAAUGAGUGAUUACAUCACAAAGGUGAAGCAGCUGUUGGAAGAAGCUGCUGCCUAUGCUUGAUGUCUGUGACUCCAUCUUCCCUCUAAGGGCUUCAUUGUUGCUGUGUUUGAAACUCGUACUCUAAGAAUUAAGAACACUAUGUGAUCACUCUCUUUGGUACUUUUCAAAAUUUCUUGUGUCCGAGCCAGUUUCAUUA